Paramecium octaurelia is the source of this 681-nucleotide messenger RNA. The record is from the annotation of a GenBank genome assembly. NCBI's taxonomy places the organism in Eukaryota, Ciliophora, Oligohymenophorea, Peniculida, Parameciidae.
AUGUAUUUAAGCAAUUAAAAUUAUAAUGCUCUUUCUCGAUUAAGUACAGGAUCAUCAUUCUUGAAUCAAAAGAUUUCUGUAAAGUAAUAAAAGGCUUAAGAGGGUUCAGCAUCAUUUAAUGCAACAAUGAGUCCAUUAAAAUAACAAAGAGAAUCAUAUUAACCGAUAAUAGAGAAUUAUUUCAAUCUGCAAACAGAAACACAGGAAGAUAGAAUUUGUUUUGAAUGCUUGAACAGCUUCAUUUGGAAUAUGGCUUAGGGUAUGGAAAUAAAUAAGAAAGUGGUAAUUGAUAACUUGUUAGGAUUGAGAAAUUUAAUUGAUUUCCUAUUGAAUUCACAAGAAGACCAAUCAGGAAUGUAACAAGAGAACAGUGGUUUAUAAAGUGUUAGUUCAUUUCAGAUUGGAUAAACAAUGAACAACUAAUAAAAUGUUCCUGAGAUCCAGCUGCUUGAGUAAAAGAGAUUUCCGAAUGGCGUCAAUCUACUUUUGGAAGAAUAAAAUUAGAGUGUACAAAGCAACUUGAUGUUACAUUAAUCCCAACAAAGUGGAGGGUCUCAAGUAAACUAUAUGGAACCGUAGAAUGAAUCAGUUGACAUAUCGAAUCAGAGUUAUUAUUCUGAGUAUAAACGGCAAGCUUAAAAUAUUGAGAUGGAUUUAUAAAGUUUUCUAAAAUAAAAAUGA